AUGGUAGCAGAAAAGCGUCCUCAAGAAUCCGCAGAGAGCGAGCCCAAACGUAUUCGUGUUGGUACCACUCGUACCGAUGUCGAUGUGCACAUGGUGCCUCAUGCACCCAAAGUACCCAAAACUGCCAUUGAGAAAGAGAAUGCUAGACGACUCAUUGUCAUCUUGGAACAAGCAACAUUGGAAACACUCAAGAUUGGCAAAAACAAAGAAGGCCACUAUCAGCUCUUGAACGUCGACGAUCAUUUGCACAUACUCAAAAAGAACAACCGUGAGACCUACGAAGCCCGUCCUGACAUCACACAUCAAUGUCUCUUGACACUCUUAGAUAGUCCUUUGAACAAGGCAGGUCUUUUGCAAGUCUACAUCCAUACCCACAAGAACGUCUUGAUUGAAGUCAACCCUCACAUCAGAAUUCCUAGAACUUUCAAGCGUUUUGCAGGUUUGAUGGUUCAAUUACUUCACAAAUUGAGUAUCCGUGCUGUCAACGGCAACGAGAAGCUCUUGCGUAUCAUUGAAAACCCUGUCGAAAAGUACUUACCAAGCAAUAGUCAUAAGAUCGCCCUUUCUUGGGAUGCACCCACCGUCAAACUAUCAGAAUACAUGCCUACCAUUCCCAAAGAUAAGAAUAUUGUGGUUGCAGUUGGUUCAAUGGCCCACGGUACUGAUGAUUUUGCUGAUGCUUAUGUGGACGAGAAGAUCAGUAUAUCCGACUAUUCGUUAUCUGCAUCAGUUGCUUGUGGUAAAAUUGCAUGCGCAGUAGAGGAGAUGUGGGGAAUUUUGUAA
Molecule: messenger RNA, 783 nt
Organism: Mucor velutinosus
Lineage: Eukaryota; Fungi; Mucoromycota; Mucoromycetes; Mucorales; Mucoraceae
Exons: 3
Coding region: 1-783 (260 amino acids)
Biological process (GO): rRNA base methylation
Cellular component (GO): small-subunit processome; nucleolus
Molecular function (GO): rRNA binding; rRNA (pseudouridine) methyltransferase activity
Source: RefSeq, a predicted model, not a curated record